UCCGUGAUACGACGGAUCAACAAAUCGAAUCGAGGAAAGCAAAGGAGUAGCGAAGCGCCAAAAGUGGCGCGUGGCGAACGUGGCAAUCUUCGAAACAAAUGGCCGAAUAUCGUUUCUCUCUCACGACGACAUAACUACUAAGAUCUAACUUCAUAUUCUAUGAUAUAUAUAUACAAUUUCUUUUGUUGUCAAUUUUUUGUAAUCUCGAAUCUUGUGUUUUUAAAUCGUAUUUUUCAACGAUGAAUCAACAACAACAACAGCAGCAUCAGCAACAACAACAACAACAAGGGAAGCAAAUCAACGCAGAACUUCGAUCCGGGAAAAGUUCAAAAGUUUCAAAUCCCAAUUUGCAAAAACCUCUUAGUUUAAGAGGUGUACAAUUUAACGAGGGUAAAAAGAGGUUAGGUUCGAAGAAUUCUGGUAUGAAUUCGGUGAGUCGAGUGUUUUUCCAUAAACGUACAGAUCGAAUGAAGGUUCCCAAGUACCAGAAUACCUAUCGGCUCGAAUCGUUUAAUCCUUUUAACAUAGAGGUGGUCGAUAACAUGGUGAGGGACACGAUGGAGAGUAAAUUGUCGACGGUGACGUCCUAUCAUCCAAACAUCAUGGCCAAAUUGUGCUGCGAGAUCAACAACGAGUUGCAAAACGCGCUUCUCAGAAAGGAUUACGAUAGGUACAAGCUAGUGGUGCAGGCGACGAUAGUUCAACGUUUCGAUCAAAGUUUACACGCGGGUUUCCAAUGCCUUUGGGACGUGGAACGAGACAAUUAUUCGUACUACGUUUUUCAAAACAACCAUAUUUACGCGUGGUGUUGUGUGUUCGCCAUAUAUUACGAAUAAAAAUUCAUCGUUCUCCGAUUAAAUAGCGCGGACGCAAUAUGCUCGAUAUACGUUACAAUUUCGAGCUAAUUCCUUUUUUUUUAUUUUUCUCUUUUUUUUUUUGUAACCCAUGUGCAUGAUAUCAUCCGACACCAGAUUACAUAAUGGCAGAAAUACACACACACACACACACACAUGGCGACCUUUACAAGAAUUCACGUACGAAUACACGAGCGUCAAAUUUGUUUCGGUUUUUUUUUGCGAUCGCGCGUCUGACACGACGAAUUCUUUUUUUUUAUUGCUCGAAAAAAAAAAAUUACUAUACGAUAAAUAAUUUCGAAAACUGUACAUCGAACGGAGAGAAAAAAAA
Apis florea (little honeybee) is the source of this 1185-nucleotide messenger RNA. RefSeq names its product dynein light chain 2A. Gene Ontology annotation, cellular component: cytoplasmic dynein complex; cytoplasm. The record is from RefSeq and is a predicted model, not a curated record. Gene Ontology annotation, molecular function: dynein intermediate chain binding. Lineage: Eukaryota; Metazoa; Arthropoda; Insecta; Hymenoptera; Apidae. Gene Ontology annotation, biological process: microtubule-based movement.